Molecule: messenger RNA, 800 nt
Organism: Halteromyces radiatus
Lineage: Eukaryota; Fungi; Mucoromycota; Mucoromycetes; Mucorales; Cunninghamellaceae
Exons: 4
Coding region: 106-333 (75 amino acids)
Molecular function (GO): nucleic acid binding
Source: RefSeq, a predicted model, not a curated record
UCUCAAAAACAUUAUUAAUAAAGCCCGUAACUUUUUACAUCAUUCGAAAGCUUAAUUGAUGAUGAAUAUUUUUAUUUUUAUUUCAUAUCGGUAUCUUUAAUAAUCAUGAAGAUAGAGGCCAAAAUCAGAAAAGCAGCCAUUCGAUCAAUUUUUUGGCAACACUGGACGGUGGAGGACUGGAGAAGGGUGAUAUUCAGUGACGAAACCAAAAUCAACCGGCUUGGUAGCGAUGGUACAAAAAGAUUGAUUCACGAAGAAUACAGUUCUGGUGCCUUAUCAACCAAUAGACCUAUUCAACAGUUGCUAAUGGUUUGUCAUUCAGAUGAAAACUGACAAGCGGUUGUUGACGAUUACAAUAAAGCCAUCGAAAAGAGACCAACGGACUCGUGUACGUGCUGUGAUGGACUUUUCUUUCCAGAUACAAUGAAGGCUAUGACAAAAACAACUCUGAUGACCAAGAAUAUGGAUGCUGACGACAUCAACAAGGUAAUAAUCAGAAAAAUAUAUAGCAGUCGUUGUAAUGAUCCAUUCCUGAAUAACAAUAAAUCACCUGACAUAUUAUAAGAUCAAGUACCAUCAUCAUAUCAAGUACCAUCAUCAUGUAAGACAAGAUAUUCUUAACAUCCCCAAACACGACAAGAGAUCAUUAUCAUCAAGAAUGAGACAUCUAGAUUCCCCUGCCAAGAUCAUAGAACCCUCCAUCUAAGAAGCUUCUUCCUAGAAUACCUUAGCAUUCCUUGGCAUCCAAAAGAUAUAAAUUAGAUCAUAGUUUAGUUUCUUCCCUUCCUUUUUUCUUUAAC